This is a messenger RNA of Lycium barbarum (goji berry), 2502 nucleotides long. RefSeq names its product CBS domain-containing protein CBSX6. The transcript has 3 exons. NCBI's taxonomy places the organism in Eukaryota, Viridiplantae, Streptophyta, Magnoliopsida, Solanales, Solanaceae. Bases 1010 to 2254 code for a protein of 414 amino acids. The record is from RefSeq and is a predicted model, not a curated record.
AUCAAAUCAAAUUCCUAAGCAAUAAACCCGUGUCAAAAUUCAUACUUAUCUUUUCCCAUUUUCGGACAUCUGAAUAAUUUCUGUGAUUACCCAAUUAUUGGGACACACAUCUCAGUCUGUCUAGACCACUUGACCUUACCUCAUCCCUAAACUCUCUCCACUAAUAAAUAAAUAUACCCUCUUUUAAUAUCUCCUUACAUUCUUCCACCACAAAUCACUAACUAGUUUCACUUACCAAAAAUUCUACCAUAAAUUACAAAAUCUGUUCCUAAAGAUCAAGAAUCUUUCUUUUUUCUUGUUUUCAUGGGCUUGGCUUUUUGCCUUGUUGAACUUCCAUUUCUUCUAUGGCCAAUUUUGUAGCUUUAUAUGUAACUCCUCUUAGUAUUGCUAGUGUUGUUAGAUUCCGCAUUACACGUUUCUAUCUUCUCCUUAUCUUUCUCCAUUCACUCUUAUAAGAAAGGAUAUUUCUUGUUUUUGCUAUUCUUUGUUUGGUUACGUGGAAAAUUCUCCAUUCUUGAAUUUCCUCUGACCCAAGUUGGAAAAAUUGCACCUUUUAGGAUACCCUGUAUCAAAGUUUGAACUUUUCUUUGUCUAUCACUGAAAUCCGGAUCUUUUUUUUAGAAUUUUUGAAAAGUUUCAGAUAAAGCUUGAAAAAUUAAAGAAUUUUGAACUUUUUUUUUAUGGAGUUGUAGGAGAUUAAUCAUCAUUCCUUUUUGAAUUUCCUCUGACCCCAGUUGACAAAAUUGCACUUUUUUGGAUACCCUUUAUUAUAUUUGAACUUUUCUUUCUCCAUCAGGGAAAUCCGGAUCUCUCUUGAAAAGUUUUGGUAAAGAUUCAGAUAAAUCUUGGGAAAUUACAAAUUAAGCUGUCACAUGCCUUUAAGCGAUCGUAUUCAAAACACUUGGUCUAGUCAGGUGAUAAAUAGUUGGUGAUAGUUAAGACAGGAAAUACAAACAGCUGGUAGUUUAGGUAGGCAACUCGCAUAGUUCAGAAAAGCAAAAAGAAGCCAAUGGCAUCUGUGUUUUUGUACCAUGUGGUGGGGGAUCUAACAGUGGGAAAGCCUGAGUUAGUGGAAUUUACAGAGACACAAACAGUGGAGGCAGCUAUAAAGGCUAUUGGGGAGUCUACAGAAUGUGGGAUACCUGUGUGGAAGAUGAGAUCUCAAAAGAGCUUGAUUGAGAAUGCGGAAAUGAGGCGAAAACGGUUUGUGGGUAUUCUUAAUUCCCUUGAUAUUGUCGCAUUCUUGGCUAGAGAGGGAUGUUUGGCUGAUCAGGAGAAAGCUAUGAAGACUCCUGUUUCUGAGGUUGUCGUUCCUGAUAAUUCUUUGCUCAAGGAGCUUGACCCUGCCACAAGGUUGAUAGACGCACUGGAGAUGAUGAAACAAGGUGUGAAGCGGCUCCUAGUUCCUAAAAUUGUUGUAUGGAGAGGUAUGAGCAAGAGAUUUUCAAUUCUUUAUAACGGCAAAUGGCUAAAGAAUAUUGAUACUUCUAAUCCUGCUGCCAAUGCCAACCGACCAUCAACUUCUUCCCCUACGACCAUUCGUGACAAGUUCUGUUGUCUGUCUAGAGAAGAUAUCAUCCGUUUUAUUAUUGGUUGCCUUGGUGCAUUAGCCCCUAUACCUCUCUCCUCUAUCUAUUCCCUUGGAGUCAUUAACCCAAACUACUGCUCAAUAGAAGCAUCACGAGCAGCGAUGGAUGCCACACAAAAACUGCCAAAGGAUCCCCCUGCAGUUGCAGUCAUCGAGCCUAUGGGAGAUGAUUACAACAAAAUCAUUGGCGAGAUUUCUGCCACUAAACUGUGGAAGUGUGAUUAUUUGGCUGCCGCAUGGGCCUUGGCUAAUUUUUCAGCAGGACAAUUCGUGAUGGGUGUUGAGGAUACUAUCACCUCAAGAUCCUUACCUGAUUUUGCAGUCAAUGAUCCUAUGGUAACAGAUGCAAAUACUGCCAAUAGGCCCGGUCCAGCUAGGUCAAAAACAUUUAGCAGCAGAAGUAUUGGGUUCGUCAGCAAUCCAACAAACUCAUCUUUAAGUGCUUCUAGGAGCAUGUAUCGUGGAAGAAGUGCGCCAUUGACAUGUAAGGAGACAAGCUCACUGGCUGCUGUUAUGGCUCAGAUGUUGUCACAUCGGGCAACUCAUGUAUGGGUUACUGAUGCCGAGAAUGAGGACUGUUUAGUUGGAGUUGUUGGUUAUGCUGAUAUCUUAGCUGCUGUUACUAAACCCCUUCCUCCCACCAAUCCCGAAACUCAGACAUCUUGAGUCUCCAUCAUCAUUUCCUGCUCAUUUUCGGUUGUUCCUGCUCCAUUAUGCUGAUUGAUCAGUGGAAUAAUGUUGGCACGUGGGCGGCCCGUUUAUAUUUAUGCUUCUUUUCAUGUUUUGCAUCUGCUUUGAGGUUUAGAUUUCUUAAUGUGAGAACUAUGUGUUGUACACUUUAAAUGUGAAUAUGUGAUAUGAUUACUAGUUCAAUAAGUUGGAAGGAUGGAAAUUGAACAAUUUGUUCUUUUCAA